GGUGGGAAAUGGGAGGUAGAUAGUCCCGUCAGUGGCAUGCCGGCAUGUUACAGAGAGGGAGAGAGGGGGAGAGAAGACGAGGAAGAAGAAGAAGAAGGGAAGGUCCAACUCUGAGUUCCAUCACCGAAUAAACCCUAAAUGGAGGUGAAUCUAAGGAUUCUAGAGAAACCAGAGACCAAGGUUGAAGAAGACCAGGAAGAAAUCGCAGUCUCAUCCUCCAUAGCCAAAUCCACUACAGCAGCUACCGUCGUGACUCCUCCAUUGUCAAUUGCUUCAAUCUCUCUCUCGCUCUCAACCAUUCUCCCCACUAAUUUCCUUCUCCCUCCGAAACCCUAUUCUCUACUGUCUUCUCCUAACAACAAAGUCAAAAUCCCGUCUCAGAUAUCUUCUCUGUCUCACAUCUCUCUUUCAUCCUCACUCGCUCCUCCUAAACAAUCAUUCAGCUCCACUUUCUCGGCCAGCCCACUCCAAGCCCCUCUCUCUCGUGGGCCGCGUCGGUCCUCCGAACCAUCAAACCUUGCCGGAGUCCGCCGUUCGACUAUCGUGUGGUUCCGCAAUGACCUCCGUUUGCACGACAAUGAAUGCCUCAACACUGCCAACAACGAAUCCAUUUCGGUUCUUCCGGUCUACUGCUUCGACCCGAGGGACUACGGCAAGUCCUCCUCGGGAUUCGAUAAGACGGGGCCAUACCGCGCUUCUUUCUUGAUCGAGUCCGUCUCUGAUCUCCGACGGACCUUGCAGUCUAGGGGGUCUGAUCUCGUGGUCAGGAUUGGGAAGCCGGAGAUCGUUCUAGUUGAGCUGGCGAAAGCUAUCGGUGCCGAUGCUGUAUAUGCGCAUAGGGAGGUCUCACACAAUGAGGUUCGGGAGGAGGAGAAGAUUGAGGCGGCUAUGAAGGAGGAAGGUGUGGAGAUAAAGUUGUUCUGGGGAAGCACCUUGUAUCACGUCGACGAUUUGCCGUUUAAGCUGGAGGAAAUGCCGUCCAAUUAUGGUGGGUUUAAGGAGAAGGUGCAAGGUCUGGAAAUGAGGAAGACAAUAGCGGCUUUGGAUCAAUUGAAGGGUAUGCCAGCCAGAGGAAAUGUAGAGCCUGGUGAGAUUCCGACCUUGUUGGAUCUCGGUCUCAGCCCAGCUGCAACAAUUACUCAGGAUGGGAAGCCAGCCGCCGAUGCAUCUUUUGUCGGAGGGGAAACCAAUGCAUUGCAAAGGCUUAGAAAGUUCGCAGUGGAAUGUCAGGCACAACCAAACAAGGGAGAUAAUAGCAUAUACGGUGCAAACUUCUCCUGUAAAAUCUCUCCAUGGUUAGCCAUGGGGUGCCUCUCUCCUCGUUUCAUGUUUGAUGAGCUAAAGAAAUCUGUCACCAGGACAAUUUCUGCUGCUUCAACCCAGAAAGAUGGUGGUUCCGGCCCAUCUGAUGCUGGAAUGAACUGGCUGAUGUUUGAGUUGUUAUGGAGAGAUUUCUUCAGAUUCAUUACCAAGAAAUACAGCUCUACCAAGAAACAGCUUACUGGUCCUCCAGCUACAGCUUGCACUGGUGCGCUUGCUUAAGAGAAAUCAUGGAAGAAUUGAAAAAGAAAAAUUCAAAUGUGUGGUGGAGGCGUCACUUUUUUUCUGGUUCUUGGGAGGGGGCAAUUUUUGUCCAAUGACAUUUUGUAUGUCUGUUGUAUAUCAUUAAAAUAAGAAAACUCUUAGGGAAGGAAAUCAACGUGGGGGAUACCUGGUACUGUAGUAAUGCACUUCACAUUCUUCUCCAUUUCAAAUUUAUUUCUUGUAUCUUGAUUUUCUGCAUAUUGGUUACUGGAAGGAUCUUUUUUAAGUAA
Macadamia integrifolia is the source of this 1814-nucleotide messenger RNA. RefSeq names its product blue-light photoreceptor PHR2. Lineage: Eukaryota; Viridiplantae; Streptophyta; Magnoliopsida; Proteales; Proteaceae. Gene Ontology annotation, molecular function: FAD binding; DNA binding. The transcript has 4 exons. Gene Ontology annotation, biological process: photoreactive repair. The record is from RefSeq and is a predicted model, not a curated record. Bases 139 to 1542 code for a protein of 467 amino acids.